CCUGCAGCUGAGUGACUGAGACGUGGCACAUGCUGGGCCCUUGGAGGUAAAUCCCGUGUGAAGCAGAUGAAUGGCACCUCCCUGUCACCCUGGCUCGGGGUGCUGGUUACCUGUGGGCUGGGAAUGAAAAGAUGUGAUGUAAACGAGCUCGAAACUGCCAUCAUCCCCAACACCCAGGGCCUCUGCCCAGCUGUGGGAGGAUGUGGCAUACUCUACCCUGCUCAGAAUCCCGGGAGGUUUGGGAUGGGAGGUCUCACUCUGCCCCAUGAGCUACCCCAGCCCACCUCCCGCUCCAUGCAGGAGCAGGUCUGAGCUGCAGAGCAGCUCCCUCUGCCUGCCUCCCCCGUGGGCCAAGGACACUAUAUUUGGCCUGGGGGAGCUGUGCCAGUGAAACCCGACACGGUGGGGCUGUGCCAGGCCGACAGCUGGAGCCAAGGGGGCCGGCUUGUCUUGGUCACUGCGAUGAGAGGGGCCGAGACAGGCAGCGGCCCCACCACUGCCGGCAGCAGCUCACCAGAGACCGCACACAGAUCCAAGAAUCCUCCAUCGCUGCUGGAAGAGGAGGACGACCCUCCAACCCACUGGCCGGCGGAGCUGUGGUGAAGCAGGAGAGAGCAGCAGGGAACGUGUGGUCGGAUCAUCCGGCCCCGGCUGAAGUUCACCCCACCGUGGUUACACAUUGCUCACCCCACCGUGGUUUAACAGAGCACGGAGGGAGGGGUUGUUCCACUCCCCUGGCAGAGCAGCAGCAUGAAGCCGGAGAACCUUCCUGAGGAGAAUGGCAGCACGAAGACAGAGAACCUCCCCGAGGAGAACGGUGAGGCAGUGGCUGCUGGCCAGGACAAUCUCACACCCAGGAGCUGCGAGAAGAAACGCCACUGGAUUCAGCGCCUGGUCCCGGACAACUUCUGGGAGGACGUGAAGAAGCUGCUGGUGCUGGCAGGGCCGCUGAUCCUGAUCCAGCUGCUGAUCUUCCUGAUACACCUCGUUAGCUCCAUAUUCUGUGGCCACCUGGGCAAGGUUGAGCUGGCCUCCGUCACGCUGGCCAUCGCUGUUAUAAAUGUUACUGCCAUCUCUGUAGGUUACGGUCUGACUUCGGCAUGUGACACCUUGAUAUCACAGACCUAUGGCAGCAAGAACCUGCUGCGGGUGGGGGUGAUCCUGCAGCGUGCCACCAUCAUCAUCCUCCUCUGCUGCUUCCCUUGCUGUGCCAUCCUCAUCAACAUCGAGCAGUUAAUGCUCCUCAUCCGGCAGGACCCCGAGGUCUCCAGGUUAACCCAGCGCUACGUGAUGGCGUUUGUCCCUGCUCUCCCGGCGGUUUUUCUGUAUAACCUGGAGACAAGAUACCUGCAGAACCAGAUGAUCACGUGGCCGCUGGUGCUGAGUGGGGUCAUUGGCAACGUCGUCAACGUGGCUGCAAACUGCAUCUUCCUCUACGUGUUCCACUUCGGCAUCACGGGCUCUGCCUGGUCCAACACCAUUGCUCAGUACUCGCAAGCCAUUUUCUUGUUCCUGUACAUCAUAGGCAAGAAACUCCACGUGAAGACCUGGGGAGGCUGGUCCAGCGAGUGCCUGCUGGAGUGGGACAGCUUCACCUCCCUGGCCAUCCCCAGCAUGCUCAUGAUGUGCAUUGAGUGGUGGACCUACGAGAUCGGGAGCUUCUUGAUAGGCCUGCUGAGCGUUGUCGAACUCUCUGCCCAGUCCAUCAUCUAUGAGGUGUCUGUCGUUGCUUUCAUGUUCCCCCUGGGGCUCGGCACAGCUGCCAGUGUGCAGGUGGGGAAUGCUCUGGGUGCUGGAGACUUCGAGACGGCCAAGAGAUCCUCCACCACCAGCCUGCUCUGCACAGGGGCGUUCUGUGUAGCCGUGGGGAUCAUUUUAGCCUCCACGAAGAAUGUGCUGGGAUACAUCUUCACCAAGGACAAGGAGAUCGCUGACUUGGUGGCAUGGGUCAUGCCUGUCUACGUUGUCUUCCACUUGUUUGAAGCCAUGACUGGUGCCUGUGCGGGGGUGCUCAGAGGCAUCGGGAAGCAGAAGUUCGGAGCCAUCCUCAACACCGUGUGCUACUAUGGUGUGGGCAUGCCCCUGGCAGCUGUGCUGCUCUUCGUGGCCAAGAUCGGCGUCAUAGGCCUGUGGCUCAGCAUGCUCGCCUGUGUCUUCAUCCUCUGCACCUGCUUCAUCAUCUACAUCUCCCGCAUGGACUGGAAAAAAGCAGCUGAGAAGGCUCAGCGCCGCGCAGGAGUGACCCAGCCACCACCUGAGGAGCCGAACCUGGGCCCUGAACCCUCCUGCAAGGAGCUUCCCCCUGAUGUGGGAUCAGCCCCCCAGCCCCACACUUACCUCCCUGCCAGGGCGGUGUUGGGGAGUGUUGCGGGAGUGGAUGUGCAGACCGACGUCGUGCUCACGGGCAUCAUCAGGAGGGAGGGCUCGACGUACCAGCUGGAGCUCCAUGAAGCCACUUCUACCAUCUCCUCUCGGGCCACCCCUGUGAUCACCAAGGGGCUGAUCAUCCGGCGUGGGCUGGCGGUGGCUGCAGCCGUCGCUGUGCUCGCACUCGGCAUCGCCAUAAAACUGAUGACCAGCAAACACUGACUCACACCAGGGACUUUGGGGACUUGUUUUUGUGGUGAAAGCCCCUCCCGAUGGACAGAUGUUAAAAGCACAGACCAGCCAGCAAGAAAAUUCAGCACUGGCCUGUCCCACAGGAGUCAAAAGGCCACCGACAGCGUUCGGCAGCGUCUGCUCAGACAUUGCUUAGGAACAGGCCCUGUGGCUGCUCCAACACCCAAAAUGCUGCUCUAGGCUGCCUGACACACAUUGAACGUGUGGGUGACCCCCUCCAGCCCAUGCUCAGAGCCAAACAGAGCUGAGAACAGCCCAGCUCACAUGGUUGCUCCGUGACAAAUGCCCAAUAAAGAAUAAAUCCAGCUGGA
Molecule: messenger RNA, 2930 nt
Organism: Neopelma chrysocephalum (saffron-crested tyrant-manakin)
Lineage: Eukaryota; Metazoa; Chordata; Aves; Passeriformes; Pipridae
Product: multidrug and toxin extrusion protein 2-like
Exons: 18
Coding region: 751-2589 (612 amino acids)
Biological process (GO): xenobiotic detoxification by transmembrane export across the plasma membrane
Cellular component (GO): membrane
Molecular function (GO): xenobiotic transmembrane transporter activity; antiporter activity
Source: RefSeq, a predicted model, not a curated record